AUGGCAGAGGAGGAUGAUGAUUUGGCCAGAGAGCUCGAAAACGAAGACGAAGAAUUGGACGAAGAGGAAGAAGACGAAGAGAGACCUCAAAAGAAGAAGGCCAAACUAAAUCCUUUCGUCGAUGUCGAAGCUGCUGUUGAAGAUGAAGAGGACGAAGAUGAUGAUAUGGAAGAAGAUGAUGAACCUGAUGGGCCAUUAGCUGAUGAAGAAGGAUUCGAUGAAGAAGCAAACAAGGACUACUUGUCAGACAAGACUCACCGCCAGCUUGAAAUGAGUCGCAGGAAGGAAGAAGAUCAAGAUGCAGAAAAGAUUGCUGCGCGAAUGAAUCAACGCUAUAGUGGUCAUUAUCAAUCUGGUCAAUAUCGAGGAGAUUAUGAACGUGUUCCCAGAGAAGUACUUAAACCUCAAGUCGGAGAUCCAAGGCUAUGGUUGCUCAAAUGUGUGCCUGGAAAAGAACGUGAUAUAGUAUGGAGUAUCAUUCGCAAGUACACCGAGUUUUUGCACACCAAAACUCCCCUAUUGAUCACUUCCGCAUUCGCCAAAGACAACUUGAAGGGCUACAUAUACAUUGAAUCAGACAAGGAAGCAUAUGUCCGCACUGCUAUUGAAGGCUUGCGAGGCUUAUAUACUUCCAAGCUGUCCAUGGUGCCUAAUGGUGAAAUGGAAUCAUCUCUCAGCAUAAAGACAGCCAACAAAGAAUUUCAGCUGAAUUCUUGGGUUCGAAUCAAGGGAGGAAAGUACAAGGGUGACUUGGCUAGGAUCAAAGAAAUCUAUGGUCCCGACACUCUAUACUUGCAGAUUAUACCAAGAAUGGAUCCAACAAAGGCAGUCGAAUCUCAACGUGAAAAGUCUCCAUCACCUCCACCGACUCCUCCAGCUACAGAAGGCGAGGAUGCCAAAGGCAAGAAGAGGAAGAAGGUUGUCAAGAAGAGAGUCGCCACAGUACGAGGUCAACAAAAGUUAUUCAGUCCAACUGAGUACGGUGUCCAAGUCCAAAAGGGCCCUGAAGGGACACUCGUCCACGGUAAUGACACCUAUACUGCCGACGGCUUCAUGUUGCGUAUCUUUAAAGUUGCCCAACUUGAUACCGAGAACAUCAACCCUACACUCGAAGAAAUCUCGAUGUUCAACGUAAAGGAUUAUUCGAAAGAGUUGGCUGCUCUCCCUGAUUAUGUGAACACUGUAAAAGACUUCAGUGUGGGUGAGACUGUCUUGGUGAAAGCUGGAAAAUCUGGUAAAUACAAGGCAAUCAUUACCUCGAUUAAAGGAGACGAGAUUCGACUACAUCAUGUUGAUGAACCUGAAGUGGUUCAUCCCGUCAGUCCAGCAGACAUCACCAAGAACUUUAGUUCAGGUGAUCACGUCAAAGUGGUCAAUGGAAUACACAAGGAUGAAACCGGCUUGAUUGUUAGUGUCAAGGACAAUAUCGUCAGCAUCUUGUCGGAUCUCAACUUUAGUCAGUUUGAGGUGUUUAUGAAAGAUUUGAAGCUGGCUUCUGAAAUUCAAACAUCAACCUCAUUCUCUGGUGGCAAAUUCGAUAUCCACGAUCUGGUCGACUUGCCCUCUGGAGAUGUUGCUAUCGUUGUAAAUAUAGAUCGAGAUUGGGUUACAGUCAUGAAUCAAUGGGGUGUUGUCACCGGAGUAAAGCCAGCAGAAGUCAUCGUACGACGAGCAUCAAAGAACGCCAUUACAAAUGAUUCAAAGGGUAAUCCCAUACGAAGUGGAGAUUCUGUUGAAAUAUCAGAUAAUCGAAGCACGCAUCUCGGAAAACGUGUCACUGUAUUGCACGUCUUUCGAUCUCACGUCUUUUGCAAGUCGCGAGAGAUGGCUCUAGAGCAUGGUGGUGUCUUUGUCACCAGGGCUUCCAAUACCAUAUCAACCAAACAUAAAAACGAUAUGGGAAUGAGUACAAUCGGCGGUCGUGCAAAUCCAUUUGCUCCACCAUCCGUGCCUAUGAGUCGUCCUGAUUCUCUACCACCAACCCCUUCAUUCGCAGUUCCUCGUGCUCGACGACACAACUGGGUCGACAAGACUGUCAAAAUCAUCAAAGGUCCAUAUAAAGGAUAUCUUGCUUCCAUUCUUGAUGUCAAUCCUCCCAAGGCUCGACUUAAACUACAAGCCACUAACAAGAUUGUCACUUGUAAAGUCGAUGAAGUGCAAAACCCAGAAGAUACUAGCAAAACACUAUCUGAUGAUGUAGAUACUACCAUGACUGCACGACGUCCAUUAAACAAUGAUUGGGCUGCAGCAUCAUCGACUCCCUUUGAUGGAGGCAGAACGCCAGGAUAUGGUGGUCGAACACCUGGAUAUGGUGGUAAGACGCCAGCCUAUGGUGGUCGUACUCCUGGCCGUACAGGUGACCAAACACCAGCUUGGGAUGCAGGCAGCAAAACACCAGCUUGGGAUGCAGGCAGUAAAACACCUGGAUAUGCACCUCGCACUCCUGCACGUCAAGAUGACGACUAUUGGUCUCCUCAUGGUGGUCCUCCUGAUCGUGCAACUUCGGGUCAUUGGGGCGAACGAUCGGAUAACAUGGCUACCAAUCCUGCAAAUACUGCCGACUCACCUUGGACUGGUGUCAACACGGAAACUCCAGGUCGUUAUGAUGCAGCUCCUUCACCUUGGGGUUUUGGAGCUCCAACUACUCCACAUCCUUCUUCGGUUCCAGCUACAGCACAAACACCAUUUGCCCAUCCCGACACUCCACUUAUACCAGCUUCACCAUAUGCAAGUGCCGCCACUCCUGCUGCCACUCCACAUGUGCCAGACACACCAGCCAUGCCCGAUGUGGAACAAGUGUUGGAUAUAUCUUGGGCCUCUGCUGGUCUCGAAGUCACAUUUGUCGCUCGCAACAAUACGACUUAUGGCAAUGGUCAAUAUGCUCAAACAGUCGGUGCAAUUGAAGCCGUCGAAUCACCAUAUGCCACUGUAAGGAUAUUGAGCACCAGCGAGGUUUUGCCACAGGUACCAAUUGAAUACUUGGCCUUUGUCAAACCUGGUAAAGGAGAUCAUGUUCGAGUCAUUACUGGUGAGAAUAUUGAUCAGGUUGGAAAGUUGGUCACUAUCGAUGGACCAGAUGCUGUGGUGAGGAUGCCUACAGGAAUGAACAUUAUCAGGCUCGACGAUUUGGCAAAGGUCACACCUACAGCGGCACCAUAA
Molecule: messenger RNA, 3159 nt
Organism: Synchytrium microbalum
Lineage: Eukaryota; Fungi; Chytridiomycota; Chytridiomycetes; Synchytriales; Synchytriaceae
Exons: 11
Coding region: 1-3159 (1052 amino acids)
Biological process (GO): regulation of DNA-templated transcription elongation; regulation of transcription by RNA polymerase II; transcription elongation by RNA polymerase II
Cellular component (GO): DSIF complex
Molecular function (GO): mRNA binding; protein binding
Source: RefSeq, a predicted model, not a curated record